UAUAAAAGACAACGCUACAUAUGAGUUUUUGGAUCAUUCGAGUUCAUUAUUUCAUUUUUUCCUGCAAGUUUUCUCUGUUCAAUUUUCUUUCUACACUUCUUAAUUAUUCAGAUUCAAAUCUGCUUUGACUCGUAAAAAUAUAUAUAUUUUCUUACAACGGAUCUUCAAUUCUAGGACCAUCAAAAUGGCUAGUAAUGAUGUAAAAGAACCCUUGCUUCAACAACAAAUUGAUUCCAUUCCUAAUUCCCAAUCAAGGAGGAGAACAGACACACCAAAGAGAAAAAGAUUUAGGCGUUGUAAAAGCGCGCCUAUGGUGGAUUUUGUUCCCUUAGAUAGGCUAGGCACAACAACAGACUCAAUUCCAAAAUCCAAUUUCAUGUUCUUGAUUGGACCCCCAAGUUUCUUCAAAGUCAUCAUCUUCCUGUGUUUCUACUUAGGUGUAGGAACGAUUUUCUUCUACGUCGUGAGAAACCAGCUCGAUGGAAAGAAGACUGAUGGAGUUCUUGAUGCUGUUUACUUCUGCAUUGUCACAAUGACCACUGUUGGAUAUGGUGACUUGGUACCGAGCAGCAAUGCUGCAAAGCUACUUGCUUGCGCGUUUGUUUUCACUGGAAUGGCUUUAGUUGGUUUGACACUUAGUAAAGCAGCAGACUAUUUGGUUGAAAAGCAAGAAACUUUGCUUGUGAAAACAUUGAACAUGAGAAGAAAAGAUCAGGCUGAGGUUCUAAAAGAGGCUCAGACUAACCGAACGAAAUACAAAUGUAUUCUGGUGUUUAUAGCUCUUCUGGUGCUUAUGACUUGUGGAACAGUUUUUCUAAUCACUGUUGAGAAAUUGGCUCCUGUGGAUGCAUUUUAUUGUGUGUGUUCUACCAUUACAACUUUGGGGUAUGGAGAUAAGAGCUUUUCAACUAAAGGAGGGCGUGUGUUCGCGAUAUUUUGGAUCUUGAUAAGUACCAUUUGCUUGGCUCAGUUUUUUCUAUACAUUGCUGAACUUUUCACUGAGAGUAGACAGAGGGCUUUGGUUCAUUUGGUUCUUACUCGUCGGAUGACUAAUGUAGACUUAGAGGCUGCUGAUCUUGAUGAUGAUGGUAUCGUCGGGGCUGCAGAGUUUGUGAUAUAUAAAUUGAAAGAGAUGGGAAAGAUCAGUCAAGAUGAUGUGUCACAAAUAAUGGAGGAGUUUGAUGAGCUUGAUGUUGAUCAAUCAGGAACUUUGUCAGCCUGUGAUAUAAAUCUAGCUCAAUCCUCACCACCUCAUCACACAAAUAACAAUUAACUUGUUUUGAUUUCAUUCUUCAUUUGUUAAAAAUCUCAAUAUAUCUAUAUAAUAAUGUACAUAUUGAUUGAGUGGUAACAUGAGGACAAGUGUUUUGUACAUUAAAGUUAUAAAUUUUGAAUUAAGAUUUA
Molecule: messenger RNA, 1404 nt
Organism: Cannabis sativa
Lineage: Eukaryota; Viridiplantae; Streptophyta; Magnoliopsida; Rosales; Cannabaceae
Product: two-pore potassium channel 1
Exons: 3
Coding region: 185-1273 (362 amino acids)
Biological process (GO): stabilization of membrane potential; potassium ion transmembrane transport
Cellular component (GO): plant-type vacuole membrane
Molecular function (GO): potassium ion leak channel activity
Source: RefSeq, a predicted model, not a curated record